AUGAGGAACGAAAAUACCUCUCCUGUGUCAAAACGCAGCCUUGGAGAGCCGGGAAGUUCCGCGGCAGUGGCUGAGGUGUUCACCUUAGCGCUCCCUUUGAGUGUCAGGGAAGAAGGAAGUUUUGUUAGUUUCAGGCUCAGUGUUUCCAAUGUUGACUUGGUUCGGGUCCUUUUGGACAGAGGUGCUAAUGCAAGCUUUGAUAAGGAUAAGCAAACAGUUUUGAUAACCGCAUGUUCUGCUCGUGGCUCAGAGGAACGGAUCUUGAAGUGUGUGGAGCUGCUACUUUCAAGAAAUGCUGAUCCAAAUGUUGCUUGUAGGAGACUUAUGACUCCAAUCAUGUACGCUGCCCGUGACGGUCACACCCAGGUUGUCGCUCUCCUUGUUGCUCACGGAGCAGAAGUCAAUACCCAGGAUGAGAAUGGUUACACUGCUUUAACAUGGGCAGCGCGUCAGGGUCAUAAAAAUGUAGUUUUGAAGUUGCUUGAACUUGGAGCUAAUAAAAUGCUACAAACCAAAGAUGGAAAGACACCAAGUGAGAUUGCAAAAAGAAAUAAACAUCUAGAGAUCUACAGCUUUCUUUCUUUGACUUUAAAUCCAUUGGAAGGAAAACUUCAACAGCUAACUAAAGAAGAUACUAUUUGUAAACUAUGCAGAGAGUUUUUAUUAGAAAUGGAUGUUGGAUUUUCCUCUAAAGCCUGUGAUCUCCAGGAUAAGCACCCUUACAAGACCGACAUUUUCUCCUGCUUACUGGCUGUCGUCAUCUACAUGUCUCAUGCCAUUGCCAUCAUCAUUAUAAUUAAUGGUGAUGAGUUCCUCAACUUUCUUCUGAAAUUAAACAAACAAUGUCGCCAUUUAAUAACAGCUGUACAGAAUAUCAUUACCGAGUUGCCUGUAAAUUCUCACAAGAUAGUGCUCGAAUGGGCUUCGCCUCGGAAUUUUACUUCAGUUUGUGAAGAACUGGUUAGUAAUGUUGAAGAUUUGAAUGAAGAGGUCUGCAAACUAAAGGAUUUAAUUCAGAAGUUGCAAAAUGAAAGAGAAAAUGAUCCAACUCAUAUACCAUUAAUAGAAGAAGUAUCUACAUGGAAUAGUGGAAUUCUGAAGAGGACGGCUAUUGCAGUAUGCGGGGUUGGGUUUCUUCUCUUCAUUUGCAAGCUAACUUUGCAGAGAAAAUAA
Molecule: messenger RNA, 1173 nt
Organism: Hipposideros armiger (great roundleaf bat)
Lineage: Eukaryota; Metazoa; Chordata; Mammalia; Chiroptera; Hipposideridae
Gene: ASZ1
Product: ankyrin repeat, SAM and basic leucine zipper domain containing 1
Exons: 10
Coding region: 1-1173 (390 amino acids)
Cellular component (GO): pi-body
Molecular function (GO): protein binding
Source: RefSeq, a predicted model, not a curated record